Molecule: messenger RNA, 699 nt
Organism: Perkinsus marinus ATCC 50983
Lineage: Eukaryota; Perkinsozoa; Perkinsida; Perkinsidae
Exons: 6
Coding region: 1-699 (232 amino acids)
Source: RefSeq, a predicted model, not a curated record
AUGGGUGAAGAAGGAGCUGCCGCCUCGUCGCCGUACGCGCUUAUCACUGAGGAAGGGGAGAAUAGAGAGAGUGCGAUCGGCUACACUGGCAAGGCGACAGCAAAGUAUUCUAACGGUGAUGUUUAUGAAGGCUAUUUCGAUGACGGCAAGAAGGCUGGUGAUGGUGUUUACACUCAUGGAAAUGGCGACGUUUACGAGGGGAGUUACAAGGAGGGGAAACGGCAUGGUGUGGGGAGGUAUACGAUGGGGGACGCCGGCGGCGGUUACUACCACGGGUCUUUCGCGAAAGGCUUGUAUGAUGGCAAGGGGACGAUGAUGUACUCGGCGAGCGGUGAUGUUUAUAGUGGCGAGUGGAAGGAAGGGCUUCGACAUGGUCUUGGCACCUACGUCUACCGGAAAGGACAGGCAUCGGUGAGUGGAAGGUGGGAAGACGAUAGACUCGUUGAAGGGGAGUGGAGGCUAUCACCCGAUCACAACAGUCCGGUCUAUGAAGGGAAAUUUGAUCCUAAGUGGGUUACCGCAGCAUCCACAUCUAUACGGGUCGACUCUGUAAGGUUCGGUCAGCCCAUAGGGGAUGGGGUAUGGAAGCUGCCCUGUGGACAGGAGAUCGCUGGAAGGUACAUCCAAAGCCACACGCCAUCGGAUAUCACAGAUGAGGUCAUCACUACCAUACAGUGGGCAUCAUCGAAUGCUGCAUGA